Culex pipiens pallens (northern house mosquito) is the source of this 1651-nucleotide messenger RNA. Its product is annotated as nose resistant to fluoxetine protein 6-like. The transcript is spliced from 6 exons. Lineage: Eukaryota; Metazoa; Arthropoda; Insecta; Diptera; Culicidae. Bases 208 to 1617 code for a protein of 469 amino acids. The record is from RefSeq and is a predicted model, not a curated record. Gene Ontology annotation, molecular function: acyltransferase activity, transferring groups other than amino-acyl groups.
AAAGAUAGCAAAUACUACCCGUUUCAAUCGCAUCACCGAAAGCUGUACGGCGAAGUGGUGAGCUUGUGCGUCAACCAAGAGAUCAGGUCGGACUUUGGGCUGGAAGCAUACGCAGAGAUUGAAUACUGUCAUGAACCUAAUCGUACAGCUGAGCCACUCGAUACUUGGGAUGUAGUUUGUAUUUCCAUUAUCUGUCUGCUCGCAGGGAUGGCAGUUGUGGGUACGAUCCUUGACUAUCACCUGAAAAAGAAAUCUAUGGCUCACGGACCAAUCGGGCUCCGCAUCGCUACAAUAUGGUCUAUUUCGCGAAACUUUCAAUCCUUGAAUACCCCUCCAAGAUCCGCACAGAGCAAGGACUUUCUGUUUUUGGAGGGCUUUCGAUUCGUAACGAUGGCCUCGAUUAUCCUGUUGCACACCAGCAUGGAGCUGGUUCGAGUACCGCUGCAAAACCCGGAAAUUGUCGAAGAAACGGUUUCGAAUCCGGUUAUGGCAGCCAUUGCCCUGCUGACGCCCAAUUUGGUGCAAUGGUUCUUCACCAUCGGUGGGCUUCUGCUGACCGUGAACCUUCUGGACCUGCUCGACAAAGAUCCCAAAUGCGAUGGGCGCUGGUGGAACGUGCUGUGGGACAAGGUGAUCAACCGAUUGAAGCGGAUUCUUCCGGUGUACCUGUUAGUGAUGCUGGUGACAGCUACCUUGUACCGCCGGAUUCAGCUAGGACCACUGCACGAAAGGAUUGUGGGCUCAGAAUCGAAGAAUUGUCGAACAAGUUGGUGGAGCAAUCUGUUAUUUGUGAACAACUACAUCAACGCGAAUGAAACUUGUCUUCGAGCCAGCUGGUAUUUGAGCGCAGAUUUCCAGUUCUAUCUGUUCGGUUUGUUUGCCCUUCUGACGAUGCAUCGAUUUCCAAAAACCGUCAAGUACUGGAUCGGCUUCAUGGUGACGCUGAACUUGGCUGGACCAAGCCUUGAGAUGUGGUUCAGAGAGCUACCCCCACUGUUUACCAGUGCCAUCAGGAUAUCAACACCGUUGUUCAUUGAGGAUGAAUGGUUGGAGCGUAUGUACAAACCGUUUCAUACUAGCAGCGCCGGCUAUUUCUACGGAAUAAUGGCAGGACUACUGUAUCAACGUUACAAAUCCUCUGAAAAUCGCAUGUUGUUCAAAAAGGUCUUGUCAGCAGUCAAACUGCUGGCUAUGUGCUGCCUAGCUGCCUGUUACCUACCGGCACUGUUCAUCUACGAAGGCAAGAUGGACCCUCUAUCCCGGAUGAUGCCAACAUACGGUGCUCUGGUCAAAAACUGCUUCGGCUUUACGGUAGCAGCUUUGCUGAUCAAUAUGGCACUUAACAAAAAAGAUCGACUGAGACAACUAAUGCAGCACCGGUACCUGUUACCCCUGGGAAAGCUAACCUACUGCGUAUACCACAACAACGUUCUGCUUCUGGCGGCAGCAUCCAGUGCUAUUCAAUCGCCUGUUAUCGUCGGUGUUCCCAGGCUGAUUUUGUGCACGGCAAUCACGUUGGUGCUGUCGUACGGACUGGGGUUGGUGAUGUUCUUGCUGAUUGAACAGCCGGUGGCCAAUCUGCUGGCGAGCAAACCGGCCAGUAAAAAGCGUAUUUGAGGUUAGUAGAUUGAAAAUGGUUUUGCUAAAUAAA